Molecule: messenger RNA, 201 nt
Organism: Penicillium angulare
Lineage: Eukaryota; Fungi; Ascomycota; Eurotiomycetes; Eurotiales; Aspergillaceae
Exons: 2
Coding region: 1-201 (66 amino acids)
Source: RefSeq, a predicted model, not a curated record
AUGUACUACGACCUUGAAACAAAUAUUCAGAAGGUUAUGUACGGUUUACGUGCAGGCUGGGAAUUCAUGAUUCGUCAGAAGCUCCCAAAGAAGAGCACAGGGCACAUCUUGACAGCUCUUGGGGCUAGACCAUAUGAUGAUCAUGGAUUCAAGGUACGGGAUCUUACUUCAAAUAUUGCGGAAUGCGAUUUCUACAAUUAA